CCGUCUCGUCAUAUCAUACCACGUGCAAAGACAAUGGCGGUAGCCGAUUUUCAAAAUGAAGAGAUAGCAUGUGGUUGUCAGUUCAAAAAAUCAUGGCAAGGUCGAUGGUUCCAAAGUGGCGUGCCCAAUUAUCUUUUUAUCAACGGUUCAUAUAUCGACACAAAAGGAGAGUGCUACGAAGAGGAAGGGGAUAAAUAUUUAGUCUAUGAAAAACAAGACAACUGCUUCAGAUGCUUGGUGAUCCACCCAAAACACCCCAGCGUUCUCCAAUACAAAGAGACUUUUUGUGAACCGAAGGCAUCACUUGCCGACAUUUGCUCCAUGAUAACCGGGGACGCUUUCUUAUACAGCUUAUUUCGGAAGUACCCGGAAGCCAAGCCCAUCACUUGCCCGUUUAAGAGCGCCCCGUUCACCUUCAGCUAUAACCGAAUGACGGGUGACUGCAGCAAUCCUCCUAGCAAGGCGGAAAGCUGCACAGACGACUCUAGAUUGGUGCUCAAGUAUCAGGCUUGUCCGGACGUGCACGGGUCUGAGAGUAACGUCGAAGAACUGGUGUGUCUAGCUACGUGGAAAGAAGGGUCAACCAGAUAUUUGAUGGGCAAAAUUUCGCAAGGCAACAGAAGAAGCGCUUCGGACGAGGCCCAGUACAGGUGUUUCAUCUACCAGAGAAGCACUGAGAACGGGAAGACUAUUUACAACGUCGCUGAAUCUGCGGACGCCACUUGUACCGGAUUGGAUGCCACUGCCUUAGAAGGUAGUAGAACCAUGAAGCUUACUACGGUGGACGAUCAGCACAAAAGAUGCAAAUUUCCCGUCUGGAUAACCGACCACCACACCUGGCUCAGCCUGGACCACCACAAGACUUACAAGUUCUCACAGAGAAACGCCACCUUGAAAAUCCUAGACGACGAACCGCCGAAACAGAACAAGGUUCAUCAGUCCUUUACUCAAACUUUCUCCUUUACGGAAUUCGGUUUUGAGUCUCAGGACCAACGAAGGCAGAAUUCUGAGAUGAGGGUCGUGUGCCACGGGAUUCUUCAACAGCAAGAACAGAAAAAGGUGAAAAUCGUGGCUCACAUCACAGCCGGAUGCGACAGCGGUUAUGUUUGCAUGGUCUUCUACAAGCGAGAUUCCAACAUCAUCGAACUACAACAGACAGAAAAUUACGUGGAAAAUCCCGAUGAUGCCUGUCUUGAUUUCGACCCUAGUACGACUCCGUACACAACACUUAUCACAACAACGUUACAUCCUAAGAAGUGCCCCCAUCUCGGCCGAUACACUCUAGCGAGCAUUUCCACUCAGGCAAAGAAGAGGAAGAAGAGACAGCAGCCAGAUGAUGUGAAAAGCGCGAACAAUCCAGAACCGGACUGCGUUUCGCACGAUUACGAAGCCCUUGCUGUCGGAUGCAGCGGAUCUCAUGAAAUGGAAUUCAAAUCGAGCUGCUCACAGCAAGCAGUUAGCGCCUAUUCCUGUCACGGAAGUUGGGAGGAGAACGGUAUAACCUAUGUUAUAACCACCCCAGUGGCUCGAAAAUCGACGGAUGCUCUACGAUACUGUUUUAUUUACACUUUGGCCGAUGAGGCUAAAUCUGCGAUGAUUGAUGGAAUACUAGGGAAGGAAGGGCCGCCGAUUUUACGACUUUCCGGAGUGUCCGAGAGCUGCCACAGGAACAUCGUUCCUGGAGUCGGCGGCAACUGGGCUUUCAAUUUCACCAGCAAUGGGACCUGUGCCGAGAGUGACGAUGUCAACACGAGCCAGUUGUUGCUGCCAACGGUUUGUUUGGUAGCUCUGUCGGUGCUGUCGGUGAUAGUUUUGAGAUGAUGAAGGAAGGCGACGCUGCACACCUUAACCGAGUAUUAAGUGUAUUUACCGAACAGAAUGGAACAAAGUGGACUUUAGUGGAAAUUUAAGAUAUUUUUUACUUUUUAACUUGUAGAGGUAACGCAAACUACUCGAAACUGUACAGCUGAGGUGGCUUUUACGUCGGAGGGUUUAUUUUUCAUCGGAAUUGAGUAGCUGGUAACGUUCCCACGAUUUAGUUCACGCGUGAAGGUUACCGAGGCUGUAUUUUGUUGUUGGCAGUUUAGGAAUCGUUUUUAGAUAAUUGAGAAUUUACAUAAGGGCCUAAAAAGUUUUAAUAUUGCCGCACUGGGUAGGGUGCAUUGUUUCUACACGAUUCGUGACAUGAUAUGUAGUCAAUUUUUUGGAUUUUCGUGUGUUUAAGAAUCUUUUAUGCCGCAGCUGGGUAGGAGCAAAGGGCUGUUUUUGUGAUUUGUUUGGCUUUCGGAGUAUAAACUUAUUUAUUUCUAAUUACGUAUGUGUACAAUAUCGUGUAAAAAUGUUAUGAAUGGAUGCUUUUAAUUACACAGGGUGUACAAUAAUUUUGUUACGACGGGAGCUUACAGUACAACGAAAAUGCUUUUUUUAAUCUUGCCAAUUUAUAACAAUGUGUAUGGUGUAAUUAAAAGUGUUUUUUGUAUAUUUCUGAUGUUUUUUCAAAGUUUUUUUAUCGUUUUGAAUUCAUCCAUUUUUACCAAUAUUAUUACAAGAUGGUAAAUAAUAUCAAUGGGAUUUGAAAUGCGUGACCUUUCACGGUAGUACGAGUAUUUAAAUCUCGUACAAAAGGUGGUGGUGUCGCUAAUUUUGCUAUUUUAACAUUACGAUUCUUUGAUGGAGCUAAACAUUACAUUUAUUCGGUAUUACGUAUUGUGUAAAUAAAACUGUGAUUUUGACGAGGCAGCACAUUAGGAAAAAGGCAGCUGGCUAUUACAUUUUAUUGCCGCUAAUUUUCGUAGAAUAAUUUCACGUGAACUGGCUUAAAUUCGCCUCCGAAUUUGUAAAGUGACCAUUGUUAUUAUGAAUACACUAAAAGCGGAAUGUUUCAUACUCCGUAACAAAUGUACUAAUCAUAAAACGUUGAGUUUACUUUGAAAGUGUACGAAAACCAUUCAAUAUGUAUUUGUGACUGUCUUCUUGACGCCAAAGAUGCGGAUUUCAAGGACGUCUGCCCUUUGGUUUCCAAGGUGAUAUAUAUUUGGCAUAAAAUAUCAAACUUCUAAUUUUUCGUAAUAUUGUAUACAUAUAGAUGUUGCCUCCCUUAUACACUAUAGAAUUUAUUCUAAAUAUGUCUGAAAACCUGUUGUCUCUUAGAAAAAAAAAACAAAUAUUUAGAUAAGCAUUUUAUACUGAAGUCAGUAUUCUCAUUACAAUAGUAUAAAAAUUUUAUAUAUUUGGUACUUGAUAUUGCCAAAAAUCUUGUAUAAAUCAGAUGACACCAUUUAGUCGGAAUCUCCUUAGGCGUGAAACUAUUAUUAUAUCAAAAACUUCGAUAACUUAGCGAAAAAAAAAGACGGAAGCAGGGAUUCGAUUAAAUGGUUAUCUCACGAAAGGGUAUACAGAAAAAGUGGAGAGAGGUAUAUUUUAACAAAAAUGUAAAGAAUGUAAAUAUACGAUAGUGUCAGAUUAGAGAUAUAAGAAUGUUGACAGAAAGGAGGAUUUGGAUAUAUAUCGUUUUAGUGUACUGCAUAUUUUUUUAUGUAUUUAACACGUUUUUUCUCACACAGCCAAUUUUUUCAUGUAAUAUAAUGUUUAUAUAAAUAUAUUCUAGCUACGAUUUUUGAAACAUAUUCAUAAAAAAAACACAAUUGGUAGUUUUUAACUCAUACGUUAAAAAUUUGUGUCACAAUUUUAAUCGUACCGGUGGCGAUAUUCUCUGCCGCGUUCAGCCCCGAUUUUAAAGAACGUGAACGUGCUUUCAGUUUCAGAGUUUUUGAGUUUAUUUUUUGGUGUCGCUAUAAAAAAUUUUUAGAAACAGCCUGUUUUGACUUCAGAUUUUCGUGGAAAAAUCACAAAAUGCAAAGGCAAAAGCAAAGAAUGCAAAAUAGAUUCCAAUAGGAGGAAGAAGGAGCGUCCGAUAACAGAAACCUGUGAUGGUUUAACUGAGUGUCCAAAUAAAAAGGGACAUCGGCCAUAUAUCUCGGGAAAGAUCGUCUCAGUGCUAAGAAAAAAAAUUGAUCAGCAAAAGUGCUCAAGAGAAAUCACUAUAUAGAAAUUAUUUUUAAAUUCCUCAACUAUUUUUUUAAUUUAUGUUAACGCGGGCUGAAAUUAAUCAGAGUUUUCUUUAAAUAACAUCAUUUUGGUUUGUAACGCACCGAUACCUAGCCGUUUUUGAGAAACCGUUCUACAUUUUUUUUGGUAGUUUUAAAUAGAACGAUUUAUUUUUUAUUGCUUAGUUGACCAGUGACAUAAGCAAAUUUGUGAAAUAUACAUGGUAUAAGUCUUAAAUUAAAUACUUGGAAGGAGGUACAUAAUAGUAGGGUAGAUUGGAGAGUUCAUAAUUUCCCCCCCAACAAUUUUCAACUCCAGCCUCUCAUCGGUCAGUAUAGAC
Molecule: messenger RNA, 4387 nt
Organism: Anoplophora glabripennis (Asian longhorned beetle)
Lineage: Eukaryota; Metazoa; Arthropoda; Insecta; Coleoptera; Cerambycidae
Exons: 12
Coding region: 34-1821 (595 amino acids)
Source: RefSeq, a predicted model, not a curated record